UCCUCUGCAGUCUGUACUCCUCUUUCUUCCUCACCCCGGCUCCCCUUGUAUCCAGAUUUGUGUUCCCUGUAGACACUCUGAACCUCAGCAGGGGGUGUGAUCUGUGUUGGGUCUCCAACACAUAGGCUGCUGCCAGAUCGCUCGCCGCUGAAAUGGCUGAAAUGACAGCUAUACUGACCGAUACGUUGAUGGUGAAGUUCAGCCGUGCCAUAUCUACAGUGCUGAGUCUGAUGAGGUCAUUGGAGGAGCAAGCAGUAGGAGAGCGAGCGCGGCCGGAGGAGUUGUCGCUCAAUAGUUACGUGCUCCUUCAGGCGUACAUUUUGAUGGCGGUGACGGGGUUAGGCUACCUGGCGCUCACAUGGUCGACGGUAGUCCUCCUGGGUGGCUUCGUCACCUCGUUGGGCAACAAGGAUUUUUGGUGUCUCACAUGCAUUAGCAUGGUACAGGCAGCCAGGAUCUUCAACGACUCAGGGGACAACCUAUUCCCUAUAUUUUUGAACCUAAUGGAGAAUCUUUCGAGGAAAGCUUUUACAGGUCCUAGGGAACAUCUUACACUAAGUUGGUAUCUACCGAGACAAGUUAUUCAGUUGGUAGAAGUUAUCAUUAUCCAAAUAUCAUCCUUGCCAGCCCUGGUAGUGGUUCUAAUGGCAGGGAUCCUUUAUAAACUUGGGCCUGUUGCAUGCAUUGUGCUCUCACUGUGGCGCCUAUGGCAGCAUGAUUAUUGCAACACCGCAUGUGACGACAACAAAGCGAACCUGGUGCCAGCACUUUACAUAUUCUACUGUUUGGUUAUUGGCCAAGGUGUGCUCUUCUUCAUAUGGUGGUUGAUGGAUGUGUCAGUGAUGAGGGUUAUGGUUUUGUUCCGGGAAGAAUGCCAGUUACCAGAAAAGUGGGGCAGCAUAACAAUUUCAGGUUACCUAUAUGAUACCAGAGCAAAAUGCUGGCGAGACCCUACAUCCAUAGAUGGUAUGAAUUUGAUCAACUAUGCUGUUGAUUUGGUUGACUCGGAAUCGCAGAAAGACUACCUCUCAGGAGCAAGGAUGCUCGAUAACUUCAUUAAGAUGGAGGCAGAUGUAAGGUCCCUGCUACUCCCCUCCAGACCAAAGAUUCAAAAGCUGAUUGAUACGCUAGGAUGGAGAAGCAGCAACAGAGAGCUCAGGGAGGUCGUCGCCAGGAUCGUCGCAUACCUUGCCGGUGACAUUCAUUUGUCCCAGUUCCCAGGGGCGAUACACUGCAUAUCCUUGCUGCUCGAUACCACCCUGCCGUAUUGGAACAACCAACAAGGACCCAAUCAUGCUACUGUUAGUGAGUCAGAAAAAGAUGCUGACAGUGCUAGGGAAAGGUUUAUUUCUCUCGCCAAAGAAAUAGAGGAAUGUAGAGGAAGAAGAGUUGCUGGUUUCAGUAAGAAAAAAUCAAUUUUUGUUCUCAAACGCACUGAGGACAACAAAGCAAAAAUUGUCAGAAGUCAAGGUGGUGACAUUCGGCAAGAUGGAGUGGAUAGCUCAACCCAUCAUGGCAGCAAAGAAGAUGGUUGGAAUGAGCUGAUUCUACAAGGCCUCACAAUUCUUGAGAGGCUCGUCUUCGAUCAACACAAUUGCAACGACAUAUGCAACACCCCUGGUCUCCUCCCUAAGAUCAUGGCACCACUGUACUCCGAGACACUAAUCCAAGAUAUCAAUGCAAAUCAAUGGGCCGAUGUAGUGAAUGGGUCACUCAAAGUGGUACACAUGCUCAUCCGUGCCCCAGAUUGGAUUGGCAAAAGUGAUCUGGUCCACAAAAUCUGUUCCAACGGCCAUGCACUGAGCAACCUAGAGAGAAUUCUUUAUCAGGGAAAAAAUGAUGGCACAGAACUGCAGAUGCGAGCCAUAGAAAUCCUGACAGAACUGGCCACUGAUUCGUCAGCCAACCUCAGCACCGAAACAAAAGAAAAUCUAAUCAGAAAGCAGUUGCAGAUAUUCCUUACUGAUGAUGAAGGGGACAAAGAUGGUUUGAACAAGAAGAAUGAUGAUAAAGGGGACAAAGGAAAGCUUAGAGUUACAGCUGGGAAAUCACUGGCAUUGCUUUCCAAGAUGGAAACUGUCUCUAAGUUCAUAAAAAACCAACAGAACAGCAUUGCUGAUUGUCCCAAUGAAAUACUUGAUACUAAGAACGACAUCACGUACAGGACAGUAGCAUUGGAGAUCUUGGAGAACUUGUGCACUCACUGUACAUUGGACAAGGACUAUGUGAAGGAAACCUUGCUGCCAAAGGUCCUCACGGAAGUACUAGCCAGUACACGAGACCUCCCUAAAGAACAGAGAGAAGAGAGAAAAAUGUCUGCAAGGGAAAAAAGAUGUGCAAGAAGGGGAAAUGAUGAAGAAAAACAACUGACAAUAGAACGUAGCGGCCAAAUCAAGAAGUCACCUGAUAAGUCAAGUGAGGAGCUAAAAGCUGAAAUAGAAUACCGAGAAGCAUUGUUAUCACUUACUUUUGUGAUGUGUGAGUGUGACAAACUGAUCAGCGUCGAUGACUUCGAUGAUGUGGUUCGAAAGAUUUCUCUAGAGGAAGGUGCAUUUGUGGGAAAGCUCAGGGCUAUAGUAGAAGAGAACUGUGAGGACAGAGCUGAUUGUCUAAGAAUCGUGAAGCUUUGCGGCCAGAUUGCGGUAUUAAUGCUGCAGCCCGGCCAGGACACCGUUCUGCUCAAUGAAUUCCUGAAGUCGUUGGAAAACGCUUCAAAGAUCCUGUCUAACCUUGAAAGCUGCAUGCUCUUUGCAGGGACUGAUUGCGGAGUAAAGAAGACAGCCAGGCCUCUCCUCUCCGAUCUUGUGGAAAAAGUCAGAAAUUUGGUUGGUAACGAGAAUGUAACUGUAAUUGGCUAAUUGCUACCCAUAUUCUAUCUUGUGUACCAGGAACAAACAAUCAUGUUUCUGCAGCCCUGACUUGCUUUAUUUUCUCAUAUUUUCAUAAUAAAGCAACAUUGUAUUGUUGCAAGACUUGGAGUCCAGAGCUAUUGUUUCUAUAG
This is a messenger RNA of Triticum aestivum (bread wheat), 3001 nucleotides long. RefSeq lists its product as uncharacterized. The transcript is spliced from 3 exons. Lineage: Eukaryota; Viridiplantae; Streptophyta; Magnoliopsida; Poales; Poaceae. The record is from RefSeq and is a predicted model, not a curated record. Bases 153 to 2858 code for a protein of 901 amino acids.